Molecule: messenger RNA, 1515 nt
Organism: Brassica oleracea var. oleracea
Lineage: Eukaryota; Viridiplantae; Streptophyta; Magnoliopsida; Brassicales; Brassicaceae
Product: purple acid phosphatase 22
Exons: 6
Coding region: 1-1305 (434 amino acids)
Molecular function (GO): acid phosphatase activity; metal ion binding
Source: RefSeq, a predicted model, not a curated record
AUGAAAAAUUUUAGUCUCUUUCUUAGUUUUACUUUUUUGUUUCUUUGUCCGUUCUUGUCUCAAGCCGAUGUCCCGGAACUCAGCCGGGAGCCCCCUCGUCCCAUUGUCUUUGUCCCUCAUGACGGCUCCAAAUCCGAUCCACAACAGGUGCAUGUAUCACUUGCGGGUAAGGACCACAUGAGAGUAACAUACAUAACGGAAGACAAGAAGGUGGAAUCGGUGGUGGAAUAUGGUAAGCAACCGGGAAAGUACGAUAGAAAAACCACCGGAGAAUCCACUUCUUACAAAUACUUCUUCUACCAUUCGGGCAAGAUCCACCACGUCAAGAUCGGACCUCUAGAACCCAAUACAACUUACUAUUACAUGUGCGGCUGCAACGGUCCUGAGUUUUCUUUCAAGACUCCUCCCUCAUCUUUUCCGGUAGAGUUCGCCAUAGUUGGCGACCUAGGCCAAACCGAAUGGACAGCAGCAACACUAGCUCAGAUAAAGAGCCAAGACUACGACGUUUUUCUACUUCCUGGCGAUCUCUCCUACGCUGACACUAAUCAACCACUUUGGGACUCCUUUGGUCGCCUGGUGGAGCCACUCGCGAGCAAGCGCCCUUGGAUGGUUACUCAGGGAAACCACGAGAUUGAAUUCUUCCCAAUCAUUGAACACACAACCUUCAAGUCAUACAAUUCCCGGUGGCUCAUGCCUUACACUGAGAGCCUCUCUGAGUCCAACCUUUACUACUCUUUUGAUGUCGCUGGUGUCCACACGGUUAUGCUUGGUUCUUACACCGACUUUGAUUGUGAUUCCGAUCAGUACCAGUGGCUCCAAGCCGAUUUAGCAAAGGUUGACCGGAAAACGACACCGUGGGUGAUAGUGUUGCUGCACGCGCCUUGGUACAACACGAAUGAAGCGCAUGAAGGUGAAGGAGAGAGCAUGAGGGAAGCUAUGGAGUCUUUGCUAUUUAAUGCUCGAGUGGACGUCGUUUUUGCCGGCCAUGUUCAUGCCUACGAACGUUUCAAGCGGGUAUAUAACAACAAGGCUGAUCAAUGUGGACCCAUACACAUAACCAUUGGUGACGGAGGCAACCGAGAAGGCCUUGCUACUUCGUUUAAGAAACCUCCUUCGCCAUUAUCGGUAUUCCGCGAAUCGAGUUUUGGACAUGGGAGAUUGAAGGUUAUAGACGGAAAACGAGCACAUUGGUCGUGGCAUAGAAACAAUGACUCCAACACACUUCUUGCUGAUGAAGUCUGGCUCGAGAGUCUUAGCUCAUCAUCAUCAUGUUGGUCUUCAAGUCAAUCCCAUGAUGAGCUCUAAAUCAUCAUACCAUCAGACAUUUUACUCUCUGUUUUUCAUUCGAUUGUUCGUAGAAGAAAGAAGAAAUAUUCAUUUUGUUAAAAAAUCACAUUCUUAUUAGGCAUUUUUUAUUUUGUAUUUGGAAAUUUAUGAGUAUAUGCUCAAGUAUUGCUUGCUUAUGUUUUAGGUUAUAACAUUGUUAUUUUGUAAGAUAGAUGGAUGUAUGAUAUA